CUCUACAGUAUAUGUAGUUGUAAGCUUAAAGUUAUAAACGAACCUCGUAGGCAGGAUAAUAAACAAUAGUAUUAAUUCAAAAAUAAUAAUAAAAGAUGGAAUAUGAAAGUGUGCUGAUUGUAAAGCCCGAGGUAUUUAUAUAUAAAAUACCGCCACGCGCUAGCAACAGAGGAUACAGAGCAGCGGACUGGAACCUCAAAGAGCCCACCUGGACGGGACGAAUGCGCUUGGUGGCCAAGGGCACUGCCUGCAUACUGAAGCUGGAGGAUAAGACGAGCGGCGCUCUCUUUGCCAAUUGCCCCAUCGAUACAUAUCCCGGCGUGGCCAUCGAAGCGGUCUCGGACAGCUCACGCUACUUUGUUAUACGCGUCCAGGACGACAAUGGACGAUCAGCGUUCUUGGGUUUGGGCUUUGGUGAUCGUUCCGAUUCGUUCGAUUUGAAUGUGGCGUUACAGGAUCACUUCAAAUGGGUCAAAAAUCAGGAGCAAAUCGAAAAGGAGAAAACCGAACCCAAACAGGAGCUUGAUCUGGGCUUCAAGGAGGGCGAGACCAUUAAAAUCAACAUGCGGAUUACGAAAAAGGAUGGCUCGGAGGGAAGCUCGCGUACUGGCAAGGGCAAAAGUACUGGUGGUGUGCUACCACCGCCACCUGGUGGCUUGGCCAAGAUCGCACCACCGCCGGCAGCGCCGGCUGCAGCGACACUGCGCCAGAGUCCGGCCGCGUCGCCAGCACACAGGACAAGCGGCGGCGGCGGCGGUGGCGCUGGCACGGAAUGGACCGAUUACGCAUCCGCUGGCGGCAAUCAAGGUCAACAGAAUUCGGCAAAUGCCAAUUGGGUUCAGUUUUAGGCUGGGACCAGCGCAAUGCGUCACGCACCCGUUUUAUG
Messenger RNA from Drosophila navojoa, 886 nucleotides. RefSeq names its product NECAP-like protein CG9132. Gene Ontology annotation, biological process: endocytosis. The record is from RefSeq and is a predicted model, not a curated record. Gene Ontology annotation, cellular component: membrane; clathrin vesicle coat. NCBI's taxonomy places the organism in Eukaryota, Metazoa, Arthropoda, Insecta, Diptera, Drosophilidae.